Brenthis ino (lesser marbled fritillary) is the source of this 2592-nucleotide messenger RNA. The record is from the annotation of a GenBank genome assembly. NCBI's taxonomy places the organism in Eukaryota, Metazoa, Arthropoda, Insecta, Lepidoptera, Nymphalidae.
AUGUGUUUACCCGGUAUAACUGAGAUUCCAAACAAACGGGACAAACUUUGUGCAGUGACUAAAAGGAAUAAUGAAAAGCGCAAGGAGAAAUCGCGCGUGGCAGCGCGAUGCAGGCGCACCAAAGAGAUGCAGAUUUUUGCUGAGCUGACAGCGGCACUGCCAGCGAAGAAAGAGGAAGUGGAACAACUAGACAAGGCAUCUGUUAUGCGUCUAGCAAUCUCUUACCUGCGCGUGCGCGAUGUUGUUUCAAUGCUUCCCGAAGACAAAGAAGCGCCAAAACUGCAAAGCCCAAAAGGCUUGGAAGAAAUCCAGUCUGAGCUUUCGUAUAUGAAGGCUUUGGAUGGCUUCGUUUUAGUAUUGUCUCAACAAGGCGAUAUCGUCUACUGCAGUGAAAAUAUCGCUGAACAUCUUGGAGUCUCACAGAUGGAGAUUAUGGGGCAGAGCGUGUUCGAGUUCAGUCACCCCUGUGAUCACGAUGAGAUACGUGAAGCAUUACGCCCAGGGAAAGACGGGAAACGAGACUUACUUUUACGCCUUAAAUGCACGCUGACCAGCAAAGGAAGAAAUGUGCAUUUAAAAUCUGCUUCUUACAAGGUGAUUCACGUUACCGGUCAUAUGCUGAAUUCUGAAGAGAACAACAAAGAGCAAGAGCAGAUAGUAGACUCUGAAGAUGAAAAGAAGGAAAGUGAAAUCAAAAAAUACACAAAAUCCGGUGCUCUUGUGGCUGUAGGCAGACCAAUUCCACAUCCUUCUAAUAUCGAAAUACCGUUAAAUAGCAUGACGUUUCUGACUAAACAUAACUUGGAUAUGAAAUUCACUUACUCCGAUGAAUGCCUAAUGAACAGCUUAGGGUACGAUGCGGAAGAGUUGGCCGGUCGUUCACUAUACGACUACCACCAUGCUGCAGACAGUGCUGCUUUGGCUCAACAGUUCAAAUCAUUGUUCUCAAAAGGACAAUGCGAGACAGGACAAUACCGUUUCCUCGCCAAGAGUGGCGGCUACGCCUGGGUGCAAACCCAAGCCACAGUCAUCACAGACAAGCAACAAAAACCAAUAAGCGUCAUCUGCGUAAAUUACGUCAUCAGCGGUAUCGAGUGCAAAGAUGAAGUGUUUGCUGCACACCAAGUGCAGCACGCAGACUUAAAGCCAGUGGUGGCAUCGACUGCGCCACUGCCUCCACAAAUCAUUGUGUCUUCUGAACCCGCCAACGGGGCUAUAGUGGAAGCUAUUAUCCCAGAGGAACGUCCUAUACCUGUUACAGAACUGAUAUUUGCACCCAGAAAGAAAGAAAUGAACAAAGGAUUUCUGAUGUUUUCUCCACACGAGGGACUAACAAUGCUUAAAGACGAGCCGGAAGAUCUGACUCAUUUGGCACCUACCGCCGGUGAUGCUUGUAUACCACUGGAAAACAGUCCUUUUGAUAUGUUUGAUGAUUUUAUACUGAGUGAUAACUACUGUAGCUUACUUGGUGAUGAAUUGGAUAAUGGAUCUCCCGUGGACUCUUUGAUCGGAGACUCCUUGUUGUCUUCUCCUGAGCCGCAGGAAACUGAAUCAUCAUGUGAACAGUCUUCCCUCUUGACAGAACUGUCAUUAGAUGCAUUUAGUAAUAGAUCAGAUAAUGAGAUAGAUGAUGGAAACUCUCCAUUUAUCCCCACUACCGAUGAGCUUCCGCUCUUGGAGCCGGCCGUCAUGUGGGGAGCACUGCCUGACAAUGUAAGCCAGGCGAGGCCACAGCCUUCAGAGCUACAGAGUUCGGCACCGGCACUGCAACGUUUACUUGCGGCUCCCCCGACUGGCCCGCCACCACAAGAUCUCAUUACUAAUAUUUACUCAGACCAAGGUCUUAUUCCCAGCAGAAGUGUAUCCUCAUGGGAUACGGGUGUGAAACGAGUGUUGAAGCAAGAUGAAGAGCCAACUGCGAAGCGCGUGAAACGCAGUCCAUCCCCAACAAUUAGCACACAGUCCGCCCCCGUUAGUACGCCAUCCUCAAGCGUCUUAAUGAACCUUCUGGAUAUGCAGCCGGAAGGGAAGCAAAUGCAAAAGCCGAGUCCUAACUACCAGCUUGUCAUGAACACACAAAGAGUGGAGUCCCUGAGCCCUGUGAACAGAAAUAUCCCGAUACCCGUCAUAAACAUCAUUCAAUCCACACCGAAUAAACAAAUGAUGCGUGCCAACCCAAUACCAAGCCAAACUACGCUUUCUGUUGCCAGCCCGAUGUCCCCCCUUACUUUGAAUGUAGGCAGCCCUAUGUAUUCUCCAUGUGUAAGCCCCAACACCACAUACAGCCCUGCAAUCAGCCCCACACCAAAAGACCGUGUUUUAAGCCCCUACUCCACUCCUCAAUCUCUGUCACCGGCUGGCAGUUAUCAAAUGUAUAGCCCCAACAGGCUUCUCUCACCAACUGGCGUAAUGCAGGGCUACGACCCGUAUCUCACAAAUAAAAUGCAAUCGAGCCCCGGAUUCGCACUCCAGUCCACAGACAUGCUCCUCGAUUCUAACAUACCGUUGACAUCGACAGACUUUUGGCCCGACUCGGAAAUGUUACAAGGCACCAGCGAGUUGCUAACCGCCUUCGACGACGUAAAGCUAGUA